This is a messenger RNA of Cryptococcus amylolentus CBS 6039, 582 nucleotides long. RefSeq lists its product as hypothetical. The transcript has a single exon. Bases 84 to 446 code for a protein of 120 amino acids. Lineage: Eukaryota; Fungi; Basidiomycota; Tremellomycetes; Tremellales; Cryptococcaceae. The record is from RefSeq and is a predicted model, not a curated record.
AUAUAAUAUACCCAGUCAUAUAUCCUUUCCAUCCCGCCCUCUAUUAUCCAAACAACAACGCCUCCCCCAGCUCCUCUCCUACCAUGGCCCCUCACACUUCCACUCCGAUUGCUGCCCAGUCCUGCGCCCGCUUUGCCCCUUCUCCCGUUCGAACUUUGUCCCCUCCCCUUCGGACCUCCAAUGAGUCUGCGACAGCUCCCUCCGAGGCGAGCUGUACUACUCUCCACAUGCCCACGCCCAGGCAGCCGACCUUCCCCGAUUCGCUCCCCGACCCUGCCUUGAUCAGAUCUCUACCUGAGGCAGAAGCCCAUGUGGCAUUGGUACAAGCAGAGCUUGCCAAGUUUCCAUCGUCAUUUCCAUCGUCGGUGGCGAUGGAAACCCAGAUGUCGGCUCUACGGGCGGCCGAUUAUGAUGACGACCACACCUUUGUGAAGGCCGCUAGCUAGCGUUUCCCCCAAAUCCUGAGCGAUCUCGACGCAGUGGCAGGGCUCUACCAGCGGAGCCUGUCCAUCCACAAGACUAGCAUGGCUGUCGAGGCGACUCUCAUAGAGAGAAUGCAGGCUCUUGAGAAGAAGCAGGAGG